CAGAAAGGAUAUUGAAAAUACUCUUUCGAUACAGUAUCAUGAAAUGGUUGAGAAAAAUAGAAAGAUAUUAACUUGUAUUGUAGAGACUAUUAUUUUGUGUGGAAAGCAAAACAUUGCAUUGAGAGGCCAUACAGAGGAGUCCAGCAAUUUCAAAGCUUUGCUGAGUUUUAAGGCCAAGGAUAAUUCUGUAUUAAGGCAACAUCUUGAGGAGGGAGACCCUCGGUCAAAAUACCUGUCUCCAUUAAUUCAGAAUGAACUAGUCACCAUUUGCGGAGAGGUAAUUUCUAGUGAGAUUGUAGAGGCGUGCAACAAGGCAGGAGCAUUCUCCCUCAUCGCCGAUGAGGCUUCCGAUGCUUCCACGAUGGAGCAGAUGUCUCUCUGCCUCCGUUUUGUCCAAGAUGGGACUAACAUGAUACGAGAGGAUUUUGUGGGUUUUGCAGAGACAGAAAGUACAACUGGUGAAUCACUCGCGAAUGCUUUUCUCGAAAAUCUGAGAAAUAUGGGUGUGAUUGUUGAAAACAUGAAGGGGCAAGGGUAUGACGGCGCCAGUAACAUGUCCGGGAAGACAAAAGGUGUCCAGGCACGAGUUAAAACCAUCAUCCCAGAGUCAGUGUAUACACACUAUAAAGCCCAUUGCCUCAACCUGGCCAUAGUCCACGCAUCAAAAGAGGCUUACCCCCGUAACAUGAUGAAUAUAGUGCAAACGAUAGCGUUUGCUUUUGAUUACUCGGCGAAACGUCUGCUGAGUUUUCAAUCCAAUCUGGAAAAUGACCAAGUCAGUAGGGAACAGAUGGAGAAGCGCAAGAAACUACAGACCUUGUGUGAGACGCGAUGGGCGGCCAGAGCUGACGCCUUGUACACGUUUCUUAGCUCAUUCAGGUAAACAUCACAUAUUAAAUUAUGAAUGUUUAUUCAUCUUGAUACAGUUGAAGAUAUCUACAGUCAAAAAAUGUUAAAUGACUUCUAAUAUGGUGCAAUAACGUCAUGGUGAUACCUCGUUUACACUCCCAAUACUAUAGGACAAACGUUCUGUGAGAUUUAAAGUACCCUUAUUCCUCGGCAUAUGUGGUAGCAGCGUUGUUAGCAAAAAUGCAGUCACUGUUCACUGAACUAUUUUGAAUCACUUUACUGUGCACUUUUAUUUAUUUGAGAAAGGCUAUUGCAAACA
Messenger RNA from Mercenaria mercenaria, 1168 nucleotides. RefSeq names its product zinc finger MYM-type protein 1-like. The record is from RefSeq and is a predicted model, not a curated record. The transcript has 3 exons. Bases 44 to 883 code for a protein of 279 amino acids. Lineage: Eukaryota; Metazoa; Mollusca; Bivalvia; Venerida; Veneridae.